Molecule: messenger RNA, 370 nt
Organism: Pipistrellus kuhlii (Kuhl's pipistrelle)
Lineage: Eukaryota; Metazoa; Chordata; Mammalia; Chiroptera; Vespertilionidae
Product: small ubiquitin-related modifier 2-like
Exons: 1
Coding region: 65-280 (71 amino acids)
Biological process (GO): protein sumoylation
Cellular component (GO): nucleus
Molecular function (GO): protein tag activity; ubiquitin-like protein ligase binding
Source: RefSeq, a predicted model, not a curated record
UCAUUUGGUGCAGACCUGGUUCCUCUUUUGUGAAGCGGCAGCUGAGGAGACUCUGGCACUGGCCAUGGCCAGCAAAAAGCCCAAGGAAGGAAUCAAGACUGAGAACAAGGAUCAUGUUAAUUUGAAGGUGGCGGGGCGGGAUGGUUCUGUGGUGCAGUUUAAGAUCAAGAGGCGUACACCACUUAGAAACCUAAGGAAAGCCUAUUGUGAACGGCAGUGGGAAAUGGAGGAUGGAGAUACAAUUGGUGUGUUCCAGCAGCAGACAGGAGGUGUCUACUAAAAAGGGAACCUGCUACUUGACUCCAGAACUCUGUUCCUCCAGGACAAGAAGACAUUCUUAAUUAGAAAACUGCAAUUUGGUUUCAACACA